Messenger RNA from Oncorhynchus kisutch (coho salmon), 5265 nucleotides. It is a transcript of the gene cmklr2, whose product is annotated as chemerin chemokine-like receptor 2. Gene Ontology annotation, cellular component: plasma membrane. The transcript is spliced from 2 exons. Gene Ontology annotation, molecular function: G protein-coupled receptor activity; complement receptor activity. The record is from RefSeq and is a predicted model, not a curated record. Gene Ontology annotation, biological process: chemotaxis; positive regulation of cytosolic calcium ion concentration; phospholipase C-activating G protein-coupled receptor signaling pathway. Lineage: Eukaryota; Metazoa; Chordata; Actinopteri; Salmoniformes; Salmonidae. Bases 561 to 1799 code for a protein of 412 amino acids.
AGGUUUUCAUGGGUGUUGGAUAACACAUAAGAAAAUGGAUAGCAAUCGCAAAAUAUCAGAUGCAGUUUUUUCUGAUCAUUCAGACUGACCUUAACACUACUUAUUAAAUAGGUAUAUGUAUAUAGAACAUACAUCACGAACGUAUAUGUUAAUAGUAGUUUCAUAACUCAAGUACUGUAUCAUGUGGCAAAUUCUUUUAAAACAAAACAUAUUUUAAUUAUGCCUACAGUUAAAUUCUGUUGUCAUUGUGUUUUAGCUUUUGAGUUUUACUACUGUUGCCUUCAGUUUAUCUGACCAUAGACCUUUAAGGCCAAAGUUAGACUGAAGAGACUGUGUUGUCUGCAAUUUUGUGGGUUGGAGGUCCGUUUGUACUGAAGAAAAUAUUGUGUUUAAGGGUCACGUAAGUUUACUUUGAGGCCCGGAAGAAACAGAUAAGCAGGAUCUAGUCAUGAUUUAUCAAUUCAACACCGUGUGUGUGUGUGUGUGUGUGUGUGCGCGCGCGCGCGUUUGUGUGUGUGAAGGGUGUAGGCACUCCACCACUUUUUCAUGUCGGCUCACUAAUGAUGACACUCUUCCAGGAUAAGGACCCAGCUGUAAUUAAAUCUCACUUUUCAAACAACUGGAGGAACUGUGACCAGGACACUAACAAAAGCACAUUUUGGGUAAAAAACAAGUGCAGGGACAUUUGCAGUACCAGAGGUAGUAGCGCUGCAGUAAUGGAAGAAUCCUCGGAAGACUAUGACAAUUACACCUAUGAUUAUCUGGAGUAUGGAGACUUGGAAAAAGAAAAAGGUGGAUACUCUCAGAAGGAGGCUAUGCACAUCCUAUCAGUUAUCAUAUAUAGUAUUUCCUUCGUGCUCGGUGUCACUGGAAAUGGAAUAGUCAUAUGGGUCACGGCAUUUAAAAGCAAACGGACAGUGAACAGUAUAUGGUUGCUGAACAUGGCUAUCGCAGAUUUUGUGUUUGUGCUCUUUUUGCCCUUCUCCAUCGACUACGUUCUUAGAGACUUCCACUGGUCCUUUGGGCUGGUCAUGUGUAAACUCAACUCGUUUGUGUCUGUGAUGAACAUGUACGCCAGUGUGCUCUUCCUCAUGAUUCUCAGUCUAGACAGGUAUGUCUCAUUGGUCCACCUUAGCUGGUCUCAGAGGUGUCGCACUAUACGGCGAGCCUGGAUCGUGUGUGGCUGUGUGUGGGGGGUGUCUGCUCUACUGAGCCACCCUACUCUGAUAUUCCGUGACACUAUGCACAUAUAUGGCAGGGUGGUGUGCUUCAACAACUUCAAUGUCCAGGAUGAACAUACAGCUGCUGUUAGACAUAUCACACUGGUGGCAGUUCGUACAGCAGUGGGCUUCUUACUGCCCUUCAGUGCCAUCUGCGUGACUGGCAUUCUCCUGGCAAUCAAAGUCCACCAGUCUGAAGAUUCUGUGCGCCUGUCCAGCUUCUCUAAAACAGUUUCCGCUGUCAUUCUGGCCUUCUUUUUUUGCUGGGCACCGUUCCAUACGUUUAGUUUAAUGGAGCUUUCCAUGCACUCUUCAAUGUUUCUACAUACUGUUCUGAAGACAGGUUUUCCUCUUGCUACUAGCUUAGCCUUUUUCAACAGCUGUGUCAACCCUCUCCUCUACAUGUUGGUGGGCAAGAAGGUUCGCCAGCUCCUGAAGCGCUCGUGUCUGGACAUCACAAAGAGUUAUCUGCGGGAGCUCAGCCAGUCCAUCUCUGCAACUGAGUCGGUGACUGUGGCAGAUGUCGGUCCUUCAGACAUCCCUCCACCAGAGGAGCCCACAGAAUCAUCAACUGUAUGAUUAUAAUGCAGUACAUCCUAAACUCACAGUUACCUGUAAACAGAAAUCAACAAGAGCUGCUAUUUUACCUUUGAGAGCCAGCCUGACCAUUAUUUUACCAGAUGUGACUUAUUUUAUAUUCUACUUCAGUGUAACAUUUCUGCUUGUUGUUUCAGUUGGCUAUUUCCAAGCAGCAAUUACUCAAAGUGCCAACUUCUGUUGACUGUAAAUUGCCCUCAGUGGAAAACCUGAGUAAAGUCUUGCACUAAAAGUAUAACUUGCACAGGAAAAAAGAGGUAACUUUAAUGAUUUGAAAAAAUAAUCUGAUCCUAAUUACCCCAAAAACAAACAGGAAAGGGGGCCAACCAUCCCCACAGCCUCUGGAACAGGAAUUAUUAGAAGCAGAUCUACCAUUUUCAUAAACACUUUGUAUUUAGAUUUCGAUCUUUAAACAAAUCCAAGUUGGGAAUUUGCAAAUCUCCGUAGGCCUUUUCUUUCCCUUAGGAAUAUAUUACAUUGAAAAGGUAUGUUUUCCUUUCUAAGCUAAUUUCCUGUUACAGUGUUCUCUGUUAUUAUACACUAUAAAAAAUGCUGGGUUAUAAACAUCCCAAUGUGGGUAAAUAUUGGACAGAACAACAUCCCAAUGUUGGGUUACAAACAACCCAUUGUUUUCUUUAAAAGAGAAAGGUUGGGUUGUUGAUGCUCUGAUCCACCGGGUCAGACCAGAAGACUGGAGGCGUAACUUAGUAGGGGUGUGGUUUUUAGAUAGUUAUUUUUGGCCACCUGUGAGGGCAAAUGUCAUUCCGAUUAAUCUGUUCUGUUUUCUUGUCAUCACCUGUUAAGGUUGAGCACUGACACUUUUCAAAUCAAAUCCAAUUUUAUGAGUCACAUGCACAGAAUACAACAGUUGCAGACCUUACCGUCAAAGGCUUACUUACAAGCCCUUAACUGACAGUGCAGUUCAAGAAAUAGAGUUGAGAAAAUAUUUACUAAAUAAAAUAAAAUAAUUAAAAGUAACACAAUAAAAUACAAUAACAAGGCUAUAUACAGGGGGUACCGGUACCGAGUCAAUGUGCAGGGGUACAGGUUAGUUGAGGUAAUUUGUACAAGUAGGUAUAGUGGCUAUGCAUAGAUAAUAAACAGAGAGUAGCAGCAGUGUUAAACAAAGGGGGGGGGGUCAAUGUAAAUAGUCCGGGUGGCCAUUUGAUUAAUAGUUCAGCAGUCUUAUGGCUUGGAGGUAGAAGCUGUUAAGGAGCCUUUUGGACCUAGACUGGGCGCCCGGUACCGCUUGCCAUGCGGUAACAGAGAGAACAGUCUAUGACUUGGGUGACUGGAGUCUUUAACAAUUAUUUGGGCCUUCCUCUGACACCUCCCAGUAUAUAGGCUCAGGAUGGCAGGAAGCUUUGCCCCAGUCAUGUAUAGGGCCAUACGCACUUCCCUCUUUAGCACCUUAUGAUUGGAUGCCGAACAGUUACCAUACCAGCCGGUGGUGCAACCGGUCAAGAUGCUCUCGAUGGUGCAGCUGUAGAAAGUUCUGAGGAUCUGGGGACCCAGGCCUAAUCUUUUCAGUCUCCUGAGGGUGAAAGGUGUUGUCGUGCCAUCUUCACGACUGUCUUGGUGUGUUUGGACCAUGAUAGUUUGUUGGUGAUGUGGACACCAAGAAACAUGAAACUCUCGACUCGCUCCACUACAGCCACAUAUAUGUGAAUGGGGGCGAGUUCUGCCCUCCUUUUCCUGUAGUCCACGAUCAGCUCCUUUGUCUUGCUCACGUUGAGGGAGAGGUUGUUGUCCUGGCAUCACACUGCCAGGUCUCUGACAUCCUCCCUAUAGGCUGUCUCAUCAUUGUUGGUGAUCAGGCCUACUGUUGUGUCGUCAGCAAACUUAAUGAUGGUGUUAGAGUCAUGCUUGACCACGCAGUCGUGGAUGAACAGGGAGUACAGGAGGGGAAUAAGCACACACUCCUGAGGGGCCCAAGUAUUGAGGAUCAGAGUGGCAGAUGUGUUGUUGCCUACCCUUAUCAUCUGGGGGUGGCCUGUCAGGACAUCCAGGAUCCAUCUGCAGAGGGAGGUGUUUAGUCCCAGAGUCCUUAGUUUAGUGAUGAGCUUUGUGGGCACUAUGGUGUUGAACGCUGAGAUGUAGUCAUUGAACAGCAUUCUCACAUAGGUGUUCCUUUUGUGUAGGUGGGAAAGGGCAGUGUGGAGUGCAAUUGAGAUUGCACAAUCUGUGGAUCUGUUGGGGCGGUAUGUGAAUUGGAGUGGGUCUAGGAUUUCUGGGAUGAUGUGAUUGAUGUGAGCCAUGACCGGCCUUUCAAAUCACUUCAUGGCUACCAACGUGAGUGCUACGGGGUAGUCAAUUAGGCAGGUUACCUUCGCUUUCUUGGACACAGGGACUAUUCACUUCCAUGCUGGGUUGACUCAGCAGAUGUGUUUUUAAUGUAAUCCGUAGGUUAUUUUCAAGAGGCAUGGCUUUCAUGAGAGUAAAUGUCAUUACCUGUCACACCCUGACCAUAGUUUGCUUUGUAUGUUUCUAUGUUUUGGUUGGUCAGGGUGUGAUCUGAGUGGGUAUUCUAUGUUGGAUGUUUUGUUUGCCUAUUUCUAUGUCUGGCCUGAUAUGGUUCUCAAUCAGAGGCAGGUGUUAGUCAUUGUCUCUGAUUGGGAACCAUAUUUAGGUAGCCUGGGUUUCACUGUGUGUUUGUGGGUGAUUGUUCCUGUCUUUGUGUUUGCACCAGAUGGUUUUAGGUUUUCUCACGUUUGUUGUUUUUGUUAGUUAUCUCAUGUGUAGUGUCUUUAUAAAUUAAAGAACAUGAAUAACCACCAUGCUGCAUUUUGGUCCACCUCUACUUCACCUAAAGAAAACCGUUACAUUACCUGUUCAUCAUGUUAUAUUUGGUAAACUUAUAAUAAAGACAUUCCUUUAAUAUUUUUUGAAUAUGAAAUUAAUAACAGUAUUUAACUAUCCCAACAUUGGGAUAUGCAUCAGCACUUGAACAACUUAAUUUAUUAAGCUACAAAAGUGUCACUUCUCAACCUGAAGAUAUACAAUACAACAGAUUAACCAGAAUUACAUUUUUUUUGUAUUUUAAUUUUAUUUAACCUUUAUUUAACCAGGUAGGCUAGUUGAGAACAAGUUCUCAUUUACAACAUAUACUCUCGUGGGUGGCCAAAAAUAGCUAUAUAAAAUCCACGCCCCUACUAAGCCACGCCUCCAGUUUUCUGAUCUGACCCGGGUUUUUAACCCAGCAUUUUUUCGAGUGUAUGGCUGGUGUACACAAGAGUCACAUUCUAUUUGGCCUGUAUUUCUUUCUCAAAUUAUAAUAAGUCUAUAAAUGAAUCACCUAUGUUUACAUUACAUUUUCAAAUAGUAUUCACAUUGCUUUCACUGUGUGGGAAUUUGCAAUCUAUGAGGGAAAUUUGAAAUGCAAUUUAUUUGUUAAUUCUAAUAUAUUUGAGUCAAAGGAAUACACAAUAAAUCCAAUCCCUUAUCUUUA